This is a messenger RNA of Rasamsonia emersonii CBS 393.64, 2943 nucleotides long. RefSeq names its product DNA repair protein Mus81. The transcript has 6 exons. Bases 1 to 2943 code for a protein of 980 amino acids. Gene Ontology annotation, biological process: resolution of meiotic recombination intermediates; mitotic intra-S DNA damage checkpoint signaling; DNA catabolic process. Gene Ontology annotation, cellular component: nucleus; Holliday junction resolvase complex. Gene Ontology annotation, molecular function: crossover junction DNA endonuclease activity; DNA binding; 3'-flap endonuclease activity. The record is from RefSeq and is a predicted model, not a curated record. Lineage: Eukaryota; Fungi; Ascomycota; Eurotiomycetes; Eurotiales; Trichocomaceae.
AUGAACAUUCUCAUAACAGGCGCAGCUGGCUUCAUCGGCCAGCUGCUGGCCAAGGAAUUGCUGAAUGACGAUUCUUACAGGGUCAUUCUCACCGACAUCAUCGAUCCGCCCAUCCCCAAAGGAGUCAAAUAUCCGCAGAACGCGAAGACGAUCAAGGCGGACCUUGUUGAAGGAGGGGCUGAAAAGGUGGUGGAUUCAUCGCUCGACGCUGUGUACGCUUUCCACGGGAUCAUGUCGUCCGGGUCAGAGGCCAAUUUCGAGCUGGGAAUGCGCGUCAAUGUGGAUGCCACUCGCAACUUGCUGGAUGUCCUGCGCAAGACCUGUCCCGGCAUCCGCGUCAUCUACUCAUCCAGCCAGGCCGUCUACGGACAGCCGCUUCCUGAAGUUGUCGACGACUCUGUGAUCCCAACUCCAGAGUCUUCCUACGGAGCAGAAAAGCUCAUGUGCGAGGCGAUGAUCAAUGACUACACCAGACGAGGCUUCAUCACAGGGUUCACCUUGCGGUUCCCCACGAUCUCUGUCCGUCCCGGGAAGCCCACUGCAGCGGCUUCUUCCUUCCUGUCUGGCAUGAUCCGGGAGCCGCUCAACGGCCAGGAGUCGAUCAUCCCGCUGAAGGACAGGUCGUUGAAGUCAUGGCUGUGUUCGCCGCGGACUCUCGUUCACAACCUGAUCUUCACCCUUACCUUACCGGCCGAUUCGCUGCCGCCGCACAUCCGCCAGAUCAACGUGCCCGGAAUCUGCGUCACAAUCCAGGAGAUGAUGGAUGCGCUGGAGAAGGUGGGCGGCAAAGACAAGCUGGCUCUGCUCAAGGAGGAGGAGGAUCCCGCGAUCAAGAAGAUCGUCUACUCCUGGCCCACCAAGUUCGAUAACAGCCAGGCUAUUAAGCUGGGCUUCAAGCGCGACACGUCAUUUGAGCAAGCCGUGAUUGACUAUAAGGAGAAAUUCAUUAGACUACCCAAGGACCUCGAUGAUGCAAAUAAUCAAUUCAUUGACGUUAACACUGUUAAUUUAAAAAAACACCGAGGGGCGAAUAAAGUGGCCGCAAUCAUGGCAGAGACUUGCGCAAACCCUCUCCUCCUGGGCUGGAUCAAAGAAUGGCUUGACCAGGCCCGGGAACGGAACUCCAAGGGGUACACAGUCUACAAAAAGGCCUACGAGUCGAUGAAGGCUUGUCCGCUGGUGUUUAAUCAUCCAUCCGAGGCUCAGCAACUGAAUGGGCUGGGUCCAAAGCUAUGUGAUCGCCUGACAGAGAAACUGAAGGCGUAUUGCGAAGAGAAUGGCCUUCCGAUGCCGGAAGCGCCCAGUAAAGGUGCAUUACUAUUCUGCCAUUUUGUUUUGCCCCAGAAGCGACCAUCCGGAGACAAUUUACCAGACCGAGAAGAGCAGCCAGUGAAAAAGCCCAGAAAACCCAGACCAUACGUUCCGGCGCUGCGGUCUGGUGCCUACGCCCUGCUUAUCGCAUUAGCGACCCUGGACGAGAAUUCGUCGCAAGGUCUGACCAAGGCAGAGCUGAUUGAACUCGCCCAACCGUACUGCGAUUCGUCGUUUACUGCUCCCAGUGACCCAACUAAAUUCUACACAGCCUGGAAUUCGAUGAAGACCCUUAUCCAGAAAGAUCUUGUCUAUGAACAUGGCCGGCCCGUGAGGAGGUAUGCUCUCACCGAGGAAGGCUGGGAGGUUGCAAAGAAGAUCAAAAACACCGCGACAGGUGCAUCGUCUUCUGCUGGAAAUCAAGCGGCCAACACAAGAGACAUAACGUCCUUAAUGUCUAACCAAGGCACACGAGCCGCAGAGACCGAGAAGUCAUCGCGUCGACACAGGAAUGAUGUCGAUGAUUUCGAGUUGGAAGACUUACAUGACUCAGAGCCAAAGACCUCAACACAUACUGAGGACAUCUCUCAACAAAGACGCAAUGUAGCCGCUGGUCGGCCUGAUCACGCCCAACAAGGAGCGUCAUCCUCAAAUUCACCCAAGGAGCCAAUUGUGCUACCUCCAGGCAGUUUCACCGUGGAGCUGGUGCUGGACUCUCGUGAAGUGCGGACCCAGAAGGAUCGAGACUACAUCGCCAACGAGCUUACGAAGAAAGGUAUCACGCCCCAAGUGCGAGCCCUCGAGCUCGGGGACGCGAUGUGGGUCGCGAAAUGCAAGGACCCCAACUUCCUAGCCCGACACGGCGAGGAAGGCGACGAAGUGAUGCUCGACUGGAUCAUCGAGCGCAAACGGCUGGAUGACCUGAUCGGCUCGAUCAAAGACGGGCGCUUCCACGAGCAGAAAUUCCGCCUCCGCCGGUCCGGCAUCAAGAACGUCAUCUACCUCAUCGAGGAAUUUUCUCUCACGCAUGAUUCGUCCAGCGCGAACGCGAUGAAGUACCACGAAAUGGUCGCGUCCGCCAUCGCCUCGACGCAGGUCGUCAACGGGUACUUUGUCAAGAAGACGCGCAACCUGGACGACACGAUCCGGUACCUAGCGCGGAUGACCUUUCUGCUGCGGAAGAUGUACGAGCCUUCUUCCGCGACGGGCGGCAGCAGCAGCAGAAGCAGUUCCUCCGUCGCCCUCAUCCCCAGUUCCCAACUCUCCUCGUCCCAAUCCUACCUCACGACGUUGAACAAUCUCCGCGCCACCGAUCCUUCCUCCACCACGACCUACGGCGUCACCUUCGCGACCUUCUCCGCCCUGACGUCCAAAUCCGACGUGCUCACCCUGCGCGACGUGUUUCUGAAGAUGCUCAUGUGCACACGGGGGAUAACGGGCGAGAAGGCGCUCGAGAUCCAGCGCCGCUGGCCCACUCCGCGCGAAUUCAUCGAGGCCUUCGAAGCCGCUGAGCGUCAGGGUCAAAGUAAAGAGCGAAUGGUCUCCGAUAGGAUGAUGUCGCUGGUCGGAAGGAAGAAGGUCGCCGGGACGCUCAGUAAACGACUUGCCGAAAUCUGGGGCGAAGCGGGGUAG